Messenger RNA from Phymastichus coffea, 5262 nucleotides. RefSeq lists its product as uncharacterized. The transcript is spliced from 6 exons. The coding region runs from base 406 to 2736 and encodes 776 amino acids. NCBI's taxonomy places the organism in Eukaryota, Metazoa, Arthropoda, Insecta, Hymenoptera, Eulophidae. The record is from RefSeq and is a predicted model, not a curated record.
AGUCGGCUGCUUGUGCGCGCGGCGUUUUCUCAGCUAAGUUUUGUCAUAACCGCCGCUAUGCGAUACACACGUCAGGUGUUGUAGCUUUCAACGGUAUUUUACGUAUGAAAUUGCAACUUUUAUAGGUUACAAGGACUGACAUAUGUGUAUGUUUUUUUUGUGUUUUCUUGAAUGUGUAGAUAAAAAAAUGAUUAAAAGAAAAUUGCCGGGCGCGUGUUAAUACUUGCGCGCGCUCGCUACGACGGUGUUUUGUUUAUUUCUCAAGUUCAAAGCAGUUGACUUUAGUUUGGGAAGUUAUAUAGCGUGUCAUUGAAAAGUUCCAACGGAAGACGUUUUUUUAUUCGUUUUUUUAUUCCAAAAAAAGUGGAGCUUUUUUUGACAACGACGUCCUUACCGUGAGAAAUUAUGUGCAUGGAUGUCCAGAACAGCGAGAAGAUGGGGGACAACCUCGACGAAGAAGUGCAAAUAGUAGAGGCACGCAUCGAUAAGGAAGCACUGAACAAAGUACCAGUGAAGCAAGAACGUCCAGAUGAAGCAGAAAUCAGGGAAUUGGCUGCCAAAAUGGUGGAAGCAAACAAGGCGAAAAUGGGUACAGCUGCAGCCCAGGCAGCAGUAGUUACUUCUGUUAUGCCACCAAGGCCGCCAGGGUACAAUCAGCAGCUGUCUGGACUAUUAGGCUAUUUCAACAACAGCAAGAAGCCAGUGACAGAUCCAGCCUCUCCAAAACCUCAGUUAGAGGGCAAAGUCGCAUUAGAUGAUGAAAGCCAAAGAGGACGCUUUGGAUGGACAAGCUUUGUUGACAAUCACAUACCUUACAUAUUCAGGGCCAGUGAAAAGUACUGCGCAGUCAGGAUUCUGGAGUCCAAACUGCUCAAUAAGUACCUCAGUUACCUUCACUCUGAUAUCUACAGUUGCACAUGCAUUAGGAGUUACUACAUUACUGAGGCUGAGAGUAAACUCUUAAAUGAGAUCAACAUGAAGCACUGUGAGAAUCAGUUUGGCCGAGAACAAUUCACUUGCAAGGACCUGGUUGUCAGGCUAGUGGAUGCCAAGGAAUUCUAUACGUUUCUGGAUGUGUGUUACACAAAGCUGACCUCAGCAUCUAAUCAGAAUGCUCUUGUUGGGCAUAACAAACCAGACAAGUGUGGAUUCAUAAGAAUCAACAAGGAGUCUGUAGUUCCAUAUACUAUCAAAAGUGGCCUCAAGUUUGUUCCCCUCUUCUAUUUUGAAGGUGAAACGGACAAUCUCAAGCUCAAAGCAGAAAAGUUGGAGGGCUGGGACCUGUCGUACUUAAAGUUCUGCUGCAAGGUACAGGGUAUAAGGAAUGAACUGUUUGCGAGUGAAACGUGUUCGGUGAUCAGUUUGAAUGACAUUAAGAGUUACUUUCCUCCUGGUACGGGCUUUGAGGACUAUUGGCCCAGCAAAGUGAUGGACUCUCAAUUGUUAGUGACUAACAAAGGUAGUGGUAGUGGUGGUGGUUGGACAAAACAACCUCCUGCACCUCCGGUUACAAAAUCAGUGCAGAACAAUGUGUCAAAGAAUUCCAUGAAUGCAAGGGGUGCAGCAUUGCAAAAUAUGUUGCCACAGCGUAAUUUACCUGCGUCUACACUGCAGAGAGUCAGUCAGAGGCCAGUUGUUACUACUCAUCCAGUUCACUCUGCGCCUUCUGUCGCAUCCACUAUUAGGAAUAACCAAGUUUCUCAGCCAAUGAUGAAUGUUCAAGCGACGGUAAAUGGAUGGUCUGGACUAGUGGGUGGACAGCCUACAUUUCCGAAUCCACUUGUCUCACAGGCUAAUUCUAUCAUUAGAAUGACACCAACUAACUUGAAUAUGCACAAUCAAUUAGCUGUUAGUAAUAAAAGUUAUAAUAGACCAUCUUCAAGGAGUAGAACUGAAACUCCACAACAGUACCCAGUAUAUUCAAAUACAACUAUGCAGCCAGCUGUACCUCCUCCUCUCAUUAGAGCAACUGCGCAUUCCAGUCAACCUAAUCUAGGGGUAUCGACAACGUAUACAUCACCGAGCCUCGGCGUACCAAAUCCAGCGACGGCAAGCACUUAUCCUCAGAUGUUAGGUCUAAGCGCGGAACAAGUGCAAGCAUUGUUACCACAGCCAACAUCGGCAGCGUCGCUGAUGAGUCAUGCACAGAGGCAUACGUCACCGGUACUGAGUACCAGUCAUCCAGCUGCUGCACAUAGCAACAGUCACACUAAGUAUCCACCACCGCUCAUACCCGUUAACGGCAGCAGCAAUAACAAUAGGGAUUCGAGAGGUCGAAAACCUUUAAUUCCAAUAGCCGACACACAUCCUUCGCAAUUGUCGGUUAAUUGUCAAGUGCAACCUUACCAAGUGCAGAAAGCAUUGGUAGAGGAUAAAUUGGUGCCGUGCAUCAAUUUCAAACCUUACAUUUACUCCGAGCUACUGAUGACAUUGCCCGAUUUUGUGGCGCAGUUUUUCCCUUCAUGCGACAUCGAAAGUUGCCGGCAAGUCUUGAGCGAUGUACUCAUGGUUGAGCUUUACCAAGGCAACAGACUACAAAUGGAGAUGCUGAUGAAAAAUGGGAAAUGCACUUCGUUAAACGAGGAGUUACCGUUGAUCCAGGUACGCCAGAUAAUGCAGUACAUGCCGCAAUUGAAAUACAUGCUAAAGAAUCGAAACAUGGGUAUACCUGCUCAACCGCAGCCAGCUCACUCGAACGAGGAGCACUCGGCGAAGAAACGACAGCGCACCAGCUAGGACUGGCUACAGCCAUACUGGCCAACCUACGAUUACUAUCACUCCGCCUUCUAAAUUUUUUUUUUCGGAAGGUGCAAACUUAACGCACGUUAAACGAUUUUUUGCCCUUAAAAAUAGGGAAAAAAGUAACCGCUGCAAGCGGCGUUGCAAGGGUUCGAAAGAAAACAUGACCUACAAGAGAGAAGGGGAGAGAGUAGAUACACACACGGCGUUACUUUUCUCUCUUUUACGAUGGUUUGGAAUCCCACUAUGACGAGAGUGUAAAUAAACGAUUGACAGACAAAAAAUACGAAUGAUGCAGAGGUCAGGCGGUUGAUUGUUUAAAUCAUAUCUAGUUUGGAAGGUAUUUUCUGAAUAUUCGGCUAAACUUUUUGCGCUUAUUUUUUUCUUUGAUGAAAACUGACUGAUGGUGAUCAAUCUAUUUCAUUAGUUUUAAAUCGAGUUUAUCAUGCCUCGAUAGAUAGAUUUAAAAUAUCAACGGCCAAAACCUCAUCAAGUUCCUAGUUAUUACAUAUGUAAUCUGAUAGAAGAAGAUGCCACACUGGCAUACAUCUAACGCUGAUUCGCCUUUGUGCGAAAAUGCGACAUUAUUUAUACACGUAGAUUUACCGCAACGGUUUCUUCAACAUAAUAAUAAUGCUGCUGGUACUCAAGCAUCUUUUUUCAAGUCAGCGUUGCGCUGUAUUUUUCUUUUUUUUUUGUUUCGGUCAUUUAAAAGAUAUUAAUAAAUAAAGUCACAUGUUAUUUAUAAAUUAUGAUUUUUAAUUUUUUAUUUAUUUUACUUCAAUGAAACAUCAAUUUUGUUACACGAUAUAGUUUGGAUUUGAUUGCCUAUUGAAGUCGGAUUUAACUAAUCAUAUCCCAAAGUGUCAAUUUAUUUAAUUAAGCUGUUACAUUUCCUCUUAAAGCUGUUAUAAUAGUAUCAUGAUUAAUAGAUGAAAACGUAGUCUUCCUCAAAAAGCUAUGCAGUAUUUAUUAAAUAAACCCACCUCGGAUGAAAAAAAAAAUUUUUAUUGAAGAAACCGUAUUAAAAGUUUUCCGUGCAGCACUACCCUAGAUAAUACAGGAAAAAUAAAUAGAAAGAGAGAUCACGAGAGUUCGCUUGACAAGGAAGAGAAGCUAUACCUAUAUGAGUGACUUGUCACACGCAAGAAAAAAAAAAAGAAACUAUAGACUUUUGCAAACAAUGAUUAGAUGAUUGAGACAACGGCAUGUAUAAUGCCUAUUAAACGUCUACUGACAGUUUCUGAGGUUCGCUAAAGAAAUUGUAAAAAGCUCUAAAUAUGUAUAUUUCGAGACGUAUACAUGUACAUAUAAAUAUAAACGCUACGGUAUUAAAUUCACGCGCACGGAUUAUUCUCGCGCCUGAAUUCUAUAUCUGUCAAAUAUAAGGAAGCAGAAUAAAAUAAUAAAUUUGCUUAGUAAAAGAAAUACGACUAUCCUGUUACGGCAAAAAUGGUAUAUUUUAUUAUUUAUAUAAAUUGUAUCUAAUCGAGCGCGUGACUUGAAAGAUUCUAUUUGCCAUUUUGGAAUGAAAGACUAGAAAUACAAGAAGAUAAAAAAAGAGAACGAAUAACGGACUGGCUUCGUUGGACGAUCUUCCGCGUCGUCGAUUUAAACUUCGCCCCCCCCCCCUGCCCCUCCCAAUCUGUUAUAUACCGCGUUAGUGUGACUCUGAACAUUUGUUUAAUAACCUAGCAACCGAUAUAUAUGUGAUGGAUUUCACAAUAAGCAGGAUACAAUACAUUUCUUUUACACUACUUUGUUUUUCGCGAGCACGCGUGUUGCAAACAGGAAAAAAACAAAGUUUAUAUACAGUACUAGAAGAGAAUUAUAAUUUAUUGUUUCAAUGCUAUAGCUUUAUUUAAAUUUCAAGACAAUGUUUUUAAUAUAUAAUUAUUGCACUUUACUGUAAGUGUGAGGUAAAAAGAUUUCAACUUCAUUGACGUGUGAUUUCAGUUAUGUAUAAAUAAACAAUGAACAAAAUAAUUGAACGGCGAAGAAAGACAACUAAGACUGUUAUAAAUCAAUUAUGUAAAUUCUGCUACAAACCGUAUAGAAAUUUGUGGUAUUUCUAUAAUCAUUUUAUAUUUGAUUUUUCCUUUUUUUCUCCCCAUUCUAAUCGAUCAAUUACGUACCACUUACUUUUAAUUUACAAUUGCCUUUGAAGAAAAAAUCGCAUUUCGGCUUUCUAUUCAUUACAUCGCCGUUGCAAACUAAAAGUAUGGAAAAUUCAGUGAGUGACAAAAUAUGGUGUGAUUAAGAAAAAAAAAAAAGUCGUAGAAACCUAAAGGUAUUUUGUAUAUCACUGAAUCUCGAGAGAAAAGAACUGCGAGACCUUCAAGUCCAAAAUUUAGAAUUUAUCUGUAAUUUUUAAGGAAGCCGUUAGUUUAGAGCAUUUAUUUGUUAAAAGAAAAGAAACUUGUUAGAAACAAUACAUGUACUAUAAUUUAUCACUUCAUCGUCUGUAAAUAUAAACUCAUAAAAAGUAAACUAGAAAUAAUAGAUAUUUCAAAUAAAAUCGUG